This is a messenger RNA of Oncorhynchus mykiss (rainbow trout), 2615 nucleotides long. RefSeq names its product nuclear receptor ROR-beta. Lineage: Eukaryota; Metazoa; Chordata; Actinopteri; Salmoniformes; Salmonidae. Gene Ontology annotation, molecular function: RNA polymerase II cis-regulatory region sequence-specific DNA binding; zinc ion binding; nuclear receptor activity. The record is from RefSeq and is a predicted model, not a curated record. Gene Ontology annotation, cellular component: nucleus. Gene Ontology annotation, biological process: regulation of transcription by RNA polymerase II.
AUGAGAGUCCAGUCCACGCGUCGAAAAGUAGGUUAGCAGGGUAGACAGAGUGAAAGGCAGUCCGAACGAAAAAGGGGAGGUAGAGUAUUUGGGACUUUGCUUGCAAGCUAAACCACCGUGGGAGCAUUUUGUAAAAAGUUACCGAAAUAGUGCAUCGAGACAAACAGGACACAAUUCAACUUGAACAGUCGAUUUGCUUUGUAUUUGAUUCACCAUUGCAAUACUUUGUCGAACGAUAAGGAAGCACUCGCGGAUUUUUGCCUUGUUUAAUAUAUAUAUAUAUAUAUAUAUAUAUAUAUAUAUAUAUAUAUAUAUAUAUAUAUAUAAUCUAGUUCGUCAGGCUAAAUACGUUGUAUUUUACGUGCCAGCAAAUGCUUGUCUUUCAACAGUUGGACAUAUAUUUUUAUUCUGUUACACACCACAUGAAGUCCAAUUCAUUGAUCCAGAAACGAUCAUAUUCAACAUGAGAGCUCAAAUAGAAGUAAUACCCUGCAAGAUCUGUGGGGACAAGUCCUCAGGAAUCCACUAUGGAGUUAUUACCUGUGAAGGCUGCAAGGGGUUCUUCCGCCGCAGCCAGCAGAACAAUGCCAUGUACUCGUGUUCCCGCCAGAGGAACUGUCUUAUUGACCGAACCAGCCGCAACCGCUGCCAACACUGCAGACUGCAGAAGUGUCUGGUGUUAGGCAUGAGCCGGGACGCGGUGAAGUUUGGCCGUAUGUCUAAGAAGCAGCGCGACAGCCUGUACGCUGAGGUCCAGAAGCACCAGAAGAACCAGGAGUGUCUGAACCAGGGUCUGUCACUGUCCAGGGAAGACGUUGCUGGGGGAGAAAGCAAGGGGGACAGGCACGGGGAGCUCAGUCGCUCCUACAGCAGCGGGGGCUCCAGCUCCACCCUGAGUGACCUGGAUGACAUCGCAGCGCUCCCCAAACUGUUUGACCUCCCCUUGACCCCACAGGAGGCCCACGAGUACUGCAGCCUGGAGCUGCAAGAAGACCACGGCGGAAGCACUGGGAACACCUCCAAUUCUUCAUCACCAUCAUCAUCCUCGCCCAUUUCGUCCAAUCAGAAUUCUCCCCAGCAAAAUCUACUGGAUGUCACUGACGCCAAUGGGAUCAAACACGAGUACCAGAUGUUGUCGCACACACACGUGCUCCUGGCACACACACACGCCACACUGCUAGAGACACUGCCUGAUGACUGCACUCUUAUGGAUAUAGAGCGUAUCACCCAGAGUGUGGUCAAGUCCCACUUGGAGACGAGUCAGUACAGCUCUGACGAACUGAAGAGGCUGACAUACAAUCGGAUGCAGUACUCACCUGAGGAGACUCGCAACUUCCAGUGCGAGUCUGCAGAGUCUGUGUGGCAGCAAUGUGCCCACCACAUCACCAAUUCCAUCCAGUACGUGGUGGAGUUUGCCAAACGCAUUACAGGCUUCAUGGACCUGUGUCAGAAUGACCAGAUCAUUCUGCUCAAAGCAGGCUGUCUGGAGGUGCUGUUGAUUAGGAUGUGCAGGGCAUUUAACGCCACCACCAACACCAUAUUCUUUAAUGGCAAAUUUGCCUCUGCUCAGCUCUUCAAAGCCCUCGGUUGCGAUGACCUGGUCAGUGCCGUGUUUGACCUGGCAAAAGGGCUCUCCCGCCUGCAGCUGACCGAUGAGGAGAUGGCUCUGUUCAGUGCCGCUUGCUUGCUGUCCCCAGACCGACCAUGGUUAGCCGACAGCCAGAAGGUCCAGAAGCUACAGGCGAAGGUCUACCUGGCUCUGCAACACAGUCUGCACAUGAGCGGGGCUGCCGACGAGAAGCUAGACCAGAUGGUAUCCAAGCUGCCGAUAAUGAAGUCCAUCUGUAAUCUCCACAUCGACAAGCUGGAGUUCUUUCGUCUGGUCCACCCCGAGACUGCAUACAGCUUCCCACCACUCUACCGGGAAGUGUUCGGGAGUGAGAUUUCUCUCCCCGACUCUACAAACAACUCCUAGAGAGAAAGAUGGAGUGAAUGUGUUAGAGAGAAAUAAGUAUGGAGGUAGGGAAGUGAAAGGAGAGAAUGAAUAAGUGAGGGAUAUAAAUAGUGACCUCAGAAAUAACCAGCUGUUAACGAGACAAUCCAGGACUUAAAAUACUCAGUCUCCCAGCAUCCUGUUGUGUUAGUCCACCACUAUCCCAGCAGGUCAUACAUCUUACACUACAGACUUCACCUUCAUGGUCCUUUUGUACCGUAGCACUUUGGACAAACUAAUGGGCGAUAUGCAUAUUCUACAGUAUGCACAUAGAUCAUUUAGCAUUAGAACAUAUUUUUUUCAAUGCUCCCCAACCCUGUCAUGAAUGUACCUCACUGACAAGCACCAAUGCACCAGCUAGAGCCCCACACCAAAUGUAAAUACUAACACCCUGCUUCAGUUCGACUGUUCAAUUUAGAAUCGUUGUAAUUCUUUGGUUCUACUCAACAUACCCAGGGUUCAUUCAUUUGUAGUCCCACAGACAGUUCUUGGCGGUACCAUAUACAGUUGAAGUCGGAAGUUUAUAUACUCUUAGGUUGGAGUCAUUAAAACUCAUUUUUCAACCACUCCACAAAAUACUUGAAAACAAACUAUAGUUUUGGCAAGUCGGUUAGGACAUCUA